This is a messenger RNA of Micromonas commoda, 709 nucleotides long. RefSeq lists its product with no specific name. The record is from RefSeq and is a predicted model, not a curated record. NCBI's taxonomy places the organism in Eukaryota, Viridiplantae, Chlorophyta, Mamiellophyceae, Mamiellales, Mamiellaceae. The transcript has a single exon. The coding region runs from base 85 to 525 and encodes 146 amino acids.
GCCGCGUACGCCGUCACCGCGAGAAAGCCGGGCGAGCCGCCGGUGCAGCACUUCAUCGUGACGGACGUGGACUUCAGCGACGCGAUGGCGGCGGCGGCGGCGGCGUUGAUGGCGCAGGAUACCGCCAAGGCAAAGGCGGGUGAGACGGCGGCGAAUGAUGGAGACGCAAACAGUCGGGACGCAAACAAUCGGGACGCAAACGACGCAAACAACAACGGCGACGCGACGACGGAGACGGAUGACGCCGCGGCGAAGGAGCGGCGAAGGAGCGGCGACAGGGCGAGGAUCGACGCCGAGAUCGAGAGGCGGCGGCGGAGGCACGAGGCGGCGAGGGCCGCAGCGGCGAUGAAGCGGGAGAAGCUCCUCGAGGAGGAUCCCCUCGACCUGCGCGGCGCGGCGCAUCGGUUGGAACGCGCCAAGUCGGAUGCGAAGGCGCUGAGCCGGCAGGUGCGGGAGGCGAAGGAGGAGGCGCGGAGGCGACGGGAGGAACGGGAGGCGCGCGCCCGAGACGACUCGGAGCUUUAGUGGGGAGGGUGGGUACUGGUUUGAGCGCCCGGGGGGAACGCUCGGGUAGUUCCCGGGCGCCGCCGCCGCCGACGCGAAGCCGGCAACCUGAGAGCCACACGUGACUGCGUCCGGGUGCCAUCGUGGCGGGGACGAAGAGGGACGAGGUUAUUUUUUGGGUUGUUUUCGAAUUAUGGUUUUCGCG